CCGCGGGGGCGGGGCGCGGGGCUUGCGGGCCUUCCCUGCCGGGCAGCGAGGCGCGGAGCGGCCCCAGGCGUCCGGGCCCCAGCCCCUGCUCCCAUCCCCAGGUGGACCCAGGGGUCCCGGUGCCCAGCCCUUGGUGGACCCAGGUGUUGGGGCCUCCAGCCCCCUGCUCCCAUCCCCAGGUGGACCCGGGGUCCUAGUGCCUGGUGCCCAGCCCCUGGUAGAUGCAGGUGUCCAGACCCCAGCCCCUGCAUCCAUCUCCUGGUGGACCCAGGCGUCCGGGUGCCCAGGCCCUGCUCCCAUCCCUUGGCCAGAUGCCCAGGCCUCCAGCCCCUGUUCCCAUCGCCUGGUAGACCCAGGUGUCCGGGUGCCCAGCUUUCCCCCUUCCACCCAGGAAUCACCCAUGCUCCUUGUCCUGGCAGGACAGGCCGGGGCCUGUGAGGUCUGUGUGACAGCUCUGUGGUGCCCACAGCCCCUGCCACGCUGCAGCCAUGGCGCUGCUGAGGGCCCUGGUGUGUGCGUCAGAGAAGGCGGCGUGCAUCGCCCAGCUGUGCCGCCAGGAGGAUGCGCUCUUCCAGCUGCUGGUGGAGGAGAAGACGGGCGCUGACAAGAACAAGAGGUUCGUGCAGGACUUCAAGACACUGGCAGACGUCCUUAUCCAGGAGGUCAUCAAACAUGACGUGGGAGCUGAGUUCCCGGCGCUGCAGGGACAUAUCUUCGGGGAGGAGUCCAACAAGUUUGAGAAUGGCUUGGGGGAGACCCUGGUGGUUCAGGUCUGUGGCACUGAGUGCGACACAGCUGCCCUCCUGGCCCGUGUCCUGGACCACAACCAGGCAGCCGCGGACCUGCUGGCAGCUGCCGUGCACCAGGAGGUGCCGCUGGAGGACCCAGCGCUGGCGGCCGUGGCUGUGGCUGUCUCACCGGAGAGCAUGGCUAUCUGGAUAGACCCCAUUGACUCUACCAACCAAUACAUCCGUGGCCGGGGCGACGUGGCACCUGUGGGGGGCAUCUACCCGUCGGGGCUGCGAUCUGCCCUGGUGCUUAUCGGUGCCUAUGACCGGCAUUCAGGGGAGCCCGUUCUGGGCGUCAUCAAUGAGCCUUUCUACCGUCAGGACCCCCUCACCCACCGGUGGCAGGGCAAGUACCACUGGGGGGUGUCAUACCAGGGCACCCGCCUGUGCUCCCUGCCGUGCCCACCGCUGCGGCCUGACCCUGCUGCAGUGCUGAGUGGCAGCGAGAAGCCAGAGGUGCAGCAGGCACUGGCUCCACUCUAUGGAGGGCGGCUGCGCUUUGCCUCAGGCGCUGGUUACAAGAUGCUGUGCGUCAUCCUGGGCCUGGCCGAGGCCUACGUGCUCUCCGAGGGCAGCACUUUCAAGUGGGACUCGUGCGGCCCCCAUGCCGUGUUGCGGGCACUGGGCGGGGGCAUGGUGGACCUGGGGGCUGCACUGGCAGGCUGGCGGGCCGGCCGGCAUGGCCCCCCGCCGCAGCUGACCUACCACCGGGCUGCAGGUGGCGCCGCAGGGGCUGAGCGCUGGGCUAACCACGGCGGCCUCGUGGCCUUCACACACCCUGAGCACCUGCCGGCCGUGCUGUAUGCACUGGCAGCUGCUCCCGGGCUCUGAGCCCUGGCAUGGGGGCUGGUGCCAUGGGUCCAGGGGGCAUGGUGGGGCUCAGCUGCAGUGUUGCGGCCCCGUGGGGAGCUCCUAGGUGGCCCCCAGACCAGCCCCGUGGAUCGGUUGCUCCAUUAAAUGCCGGUUGCCUGAA
This is a messenger RNA of Alligator sinensis (Chinese alligator), 1761 nucleotides long. It is a transcript of the gene INPP1, whose product is annotated as inositol polyphosphate-1-phosphatase. Gene Ontology annotation, biological process: phosphatidylinositol phosphate biosynthetic process. The transcript is spliced from 5 exons. The coding region runs from base 489 to 1619 and encodes 376 amino acids. NCBI's taxonomy places the organism in Eukaryota, Metazoa, Chordata, Crocodylia, Alligatoridae. The record is from RefSeq and is a predicted model, not a curated record. Gene Ontology annotation, molecular function: inositol-1,4-bisphosphate 1-phosphatase activity.